This is a messenger RNA of Bufo bufo (common toad), 1411 nucleotides long. It is a transcript of the gene SORD, whose product is annotated as sorbitol dehydrogenase. The record is from RefSeq and is a predicted model, not a curated record. Bases 159 to 1241 code for a protein of 360 amino acids. Lineage: Eukaryota; Metazoa; Chordata; Amphibia; Anura; Bufonidae. Gene Ontology annotation, molecular function: zinc ion binding; L-iditol 2-dehydrogenase (NAD+) activity. The transcript is spliced from 10 exons. Gene Ontology annotation, biological process: D-sorbitol catabolic process.
CUGCUGCCUGCCAUGAGGACCAGGAUCAAAAGCUAAAGCCAAAUCUGACAAACAGAAGGCUCAGAUUAAACUUUAACCCGACUCUUUGAUGUGCAACAAAAAUCAGCAGAACUGAUAAAGCAGGGACAUAUUUUCUGAGAGGCCAUCAGGAUAGAGCUAUGGCAGCCACAAAGCUGGGUCAGGCUGUGGAGAACCUGUCUGUUGUAGUCCAUGGGGUUGGAGAUCUUCGUUUGGAAAAUCGUCCAGUACCUGAACCAGGAGCAAGCGAGGUCUUACUGCGGAUGCAUUCAGUUGGAAUAUGUGGAUCAGACGUACAUUACUGGCAACACGGUCGUAUUGGUGAUUUCAUAGUGAAAAACCCUAUGGUUCUCGGACAUGAAGCCUCAGGCACAGUGGUAAAAGUAGGAUCCUCAGUGACUCACCUGAAACCAGGUGACAGAGUGGCUAUUGAACCAGGCGUUCCAAGAGAAAAUGAUGAGUUCUGCAAAAACGGGCGCUAUAACCUGUCUCCUACAAUUUUUUUCUGUGCCACGCCACCUGACGAUGGGAACCUAUGCCGAUUCUACACACACAAUGCCAACUUCUGCUACAAGCUUCCAGACAAUGUAACAUUUGAAGAAGGUGCUCUUAUAGAACCCCUCUCUGUUGGGAUCCAUGCCUGUAGACGAGCUGGAGUAACACUUGGAAGCAAAGUGUUCAUCUGUGGUGCAGGACCUAUUGGCCUGGUUUCUCUAAUUGUGGCAAAGAUGAUGGGAGCUUCACAAGUAGUUAUAAGUGAUUUAUCGCCAUCAAGACUAGAAAAAGCUAAAGAAGUGGGAGCAGAUUUUGUUUUGCAAGUUGCCAAAGAGCCAGCUCAGCAGACUGCUCAGAAAGUUGAAGAAUUCCUAGGAUGCAUGCCGGAGAUCACCAUUGAGUGCACCGGAGCUGAAGCAUGUAUUCAGACAGGAAUCUAUGCAACACGCUCUGGUGGGACUUUAAUACUUGUUGGUUUGGGACCAGCAAUGGUCAAUGUGCCCAUUGUGAAUGCCGCUGUGCGAGAGGUUGACAUCAGGGGUAUUUUCAGAUACUGCAAUACGUGGCCAAUGGCUAUUUCUAUGCUGGCAUCCAAAAGAGUGAAUGUGGCUCCUUUGGUUACACAUCGUUUUCCCUUAGAAAAGGCACUAGAAGCGUUUGAAACUACAAUGAGAGGAGAAGGUGUGAAAGUUAUGUUGAAAUGUGACCAGAAUGAUCAGAACCCAUAAAACAAGUAAUGUCACCUGUACUAUUCUGAGAUUCAUCUUAGGAUAACUAGUUGUAAUUUAGAAAAAAAAACAGAAUCUUAUGAUCAUGUGCAUUGAUUUUUUUUUUUUUUCCUGUUAGAAAGUAUUAAAUCCCAAAAAUCAUGUUUUUCUGGUUUAAUAAACUGUUAAAA